Artibeus jamaicensis (Jamaican fruit-eating bat) is the source of this 2063-nucleotide messenger RNA. RefSeq names its product NFKB inhibitor interacting Ras like 2 (gene NKIRAS2). The record is from RefSeq and is a predicted model, not a curated record. The transcript is spliced from 4 exons. Gene Ontology annotation, biological process: canonical NF-kappaB signal transduction. Lineage: Eukaryota; Metazoa; Chordata; Mammalia; Chiroptera; Phyllostomidae. The coding region runs from base 112 to 687 and encodes 191 amino acids. Gene Ontology annotation, molecular function: GTP binding; GTPase activity.
UCGACCCGGAAGAACGGAGUCCCGUGGCUGUGCGGCCCCUCCCUUGGUCCCCGGGCGUCUCUGGGUCCCGGCCCGGGUGCUGCCAGGGCCCUGGGAGGCUGAAGGCUAAGCAUGGGGAAGAGUUGCAAGGUGGUGGUGUGUGGCCAGGCAUCUGUGGGCAAAACGUCAAUCCUGGAGCAGCUUCUGUACGGGAACCAUGUGGUGGGUUCUGAGAUGAUUGAGACGCAGGAGGACAUCUACGUGGGCUCCAUCGAGACCGACCGGGGGGUGCGGGAGCAGGUGCGUUUCUAUGACACCCGGGGGCUCCGAGACGGGGCGGAGCUGCCCCGCCACUGCUUCUCCUGCACCGACGGCUACGUCCUGGUCUACAGCACUGACAGCCGGGAGUCCUUCCAACGCGUGGAGCUGCUCAAGAAGGAAAUCGACAAAUCCAAGGACAAGAAGGAGGUCACCAUCGUGGUCCUUGGCAACAAGUGUGACCUGCAGGAGCAGCGGCGUGUGGACGCAGAUGUGGCUCAGCACUGGGCCAAGUCGGAGAAGGUGAAGCUGUGGGAGGUCUCUGUGGCCGACCGCCGCUCCCUGCUGGAGCCCUUCAUCUACCUGGCCAGCAAGAUGACCCAGCCCCAGAGCAAGUCCGCCUUCCCCCUCAGCCGCAAGAACAAGGGCAGCGGCUCCUUGGAUGGCUGAAGAGCUGCCAUCCCUUCUUCACCUUCCCAACCCCAGUCCAGCUUCCGGGGCUUUGGAAGAUGGGUCGGGGUGGGGGGGGAGGGGAAGGUCCUGCUAGCGCGGGCAGCCGGGCUGUCCCAGGCUAGGCCACUCUGGCUCCCUCCCCACUCCGGGAAAUGCAAAUAGUCUAGGUUAGUGCCCCCACCCCAGCUUUCAUCACAUCUGCCCCUCUCUGACCUAGGGCAGUUGUGGGUCGGUGCCCCUUCCACCUGUCCUGGAAUGGGAAGCAGAGCUACCAUGCAAAAGUGCCCAGUCUGGGGUCUGGUUCUGAUCACAGGUCCCACACCUCUAGGCUUCUGCCACACACACACACACACACAUACAUGCACACAGCACACACACAGCACUCGCCUGGACUCCAGGGAGAGGGCACCCAGGUCUCGUGUGUGUGUGUGUGUGUGUGUGUGUGUGAGCAUACUAGUGUUGGCGGUGCCUCCUCAUCCAGCACCCUGACCUUUGGCCUUCCUCCUGUCUGUACCUUGGCUGGAAGGAGCCAACCUCCCGGGAAGUGUGGUUUUUCUACUUGACAUCUUCCCGCCAUCGUUUCGCUUCCUCUUCCUGCUUACAGAGCAGAUGGGCCUCAUGGGCUGAGUCACCAGUGGGCUUUGUGACCCAGCAAGGCUUUUCCCCUCUCUGGGCUUCAGUUUUCUCAUCUGUACGGUGACAUGAGUUUCUUAGGUGACCGAGAUCCACUCCCGUCCUGUGAUUUUAUAACACACAUGGCUUCGGGCCAUCUGACUGUGUGUAUGUACCUACCCUUUGCUUCUCUCUCUUCAAGGUGCUAUGCCCACCCGCCCUGGAGGCUGGGACACUGCCCCUGACAACCACCAGGGGGCAGGGGCGCACUCCAGGUGCCAGAAUGGCUGCUUAGUGCCCAAUGGGGAACCUUGCACCCAUAGCCACUGGUCUUCACCCACCUCCUGUGGUUGUUUUCAGCUUUCAGCUGGACUUUAUUUAUAAAUCUCCUGUUAUAAACGAAUAUGCUGCCAUGGUGAAGGCUGGACAAGGUGCUCCUCUAGCCCUUCUUACCUCAGAUGCCUCAACAGAACAAGGCACACGAGUCGCAGCUUCCCAGGAGCUGACAGGUCUGUUGGGGCUCAGAAGGGCAGUUGCUCUCUCCACGUGCUCCAAAGUGAGCUUAUGACCCACAACUUUCCUGUGGCCACUUUGUGCUUCUAAUGGACACAGCCAGGCCACCUCCAGUGCAUGUCCCUUCUUCCCAAAGCAGGAGGGGUGAGCGGGGGCAAGCGCCCGGGGCUGGGUGAGUGAAGUUGGGGCAUAUAUAGGCUUGGGUUUAAUGUUCAUUUAUUAAUGCAAUUGGACACAAUAAAACCACA